AUGUUUUCUCAUCAAUCACUUAAUUCCAAAGAUAGUUUAGAUGAAUUUCUACCUAUGUUUCACAACAAAGAUAAUAACAAAGCCAUCUUGUAUCAAUAAGAAUAGAACAUAAUCAAAUACUUAAAACAAAUAGGCCUUGUCAUGAAAACUGAUCCACUAAAAAAAUAACAAGAACACUUCUAGUAAUAUUUUAUAAUACUCUUUUAUUAGAAAAUCGAAAAUAUUUGA
Paramecium tetraurelia is the source of this 228-nucleotide messenger RNA. RefSeq lists its product as uncharacterized. Lineage: Eukaryota; Ciliophora; Oligohymenophorea; Peniculida; Parameciidae. The record is from RefSeq and is a predicted model, not a curated record. The transcript has a single exon.